GAUCUAGUUGUGAAGGAUCAGCACACAUUACAAAUGCACUGGUCAAGCGCAAUUAUAAUAUCCAAAACCAUAAUAUCUAUGAUGUAGAUCUAAUAGUCAUUAUAAAUGGCAUGCACAUGUCUGGCCACAGUGUGUCACCCUAGUCCUUCUGAACAGAUCUUAGUGCUAAUCUUCUUACCUUAACUCUGCCUCCCUUUCGGCCAUCUGGUGAGGCUUCCUGGAGAAACUACAGUAGAUUUCCGUGUGGAUUUUAUCGCAGAAGGAACCAUUCAUAAAUCGGCAUGUAUAAAGCUUACUGGGAGAACCUUAAUGAGGAGGAACAGGAUUCUCUGUCUUCUUCUUUCUGGACGGAUCAAGAGAGUGAAGGAGAACAGAGGGAAUGUUUUGUAAAGGACGACUGGAGGGAUGUAAGGACUGAAGGGAAUCCCGGAUUCAGUGAGAAGCAGGAGAACGCUGAAAAAAGGGACACGCUGGAGAAGAUUACACAAGACACAGAGAAACGGCUAAGGGAUGAAGAUCAGAGUGAGAGAGAGGAAGAGCAUGUGACGGUUGAAGAAAUUGGGAAUGAUAGUACUGGAAUAAACUCGGGAAAAGAGAGUGAGGAGCAAGAAGAGCGAGAUAGUGUUGAAAGUGAGGAUAAAAUAAUAACAGAUAAAAGUGGUAGUUUGAAAAGUGACAAGGGACUCUCAGAGUCUAAAGAUGAGCUGGAAAGUGAGGAGGAGGAAAAAGAGGAAGAAGGCUUGGGGGUAGAGGUAGAAAGUACAGAAAAUCCACUCAAAAGAAACAGCUGUGAAAAGGAGAACAGAGAGAAAGUAACAGAUGAAGAAAAGCUUGUGAAUGGAGAACAGAUAAGUAAAUCCUGGGCUGAAGAUGAGCAGACUGGAGAUGAGGAUCUUUUAGAUGAAGAGGAUGAAGGCAGUGUGAAAAUGUUUGGACGUGAUUGCAGCAGUGAUGAUGAUGAUGAUGAUGAUGAUUGCGACGACGAUGAUGAGGAAGUGGAGAGGUUUGAUGGUUUGGACAAAGAAGUGGAUAAAGAUUCUGAAGAAUAUGGUCUGCAGAAUGAAAAGGAAGUUGAUUAUUCUACCAGUGAAGGGAACAGUGGUGUAACUUGUGAGAGAAUGGGAAGAAAAGAACCAACAAGUGAGGAUGAGAGGACUCCAUGUUCUGUGAACCAAGACGAUCUUAACAGAUUUGAGCAAAAAGAGGACUGGGUGGGUGAAUCAGCAGAGGGCAGUGAAGUGGGAGGGGACUUUUUGAAUACAUAUAAUGAUUACAGUAUUAUUGAGCAGACCGGGUUGGAUGAACAGAAAUACAGAGAACUAAGUCAGAUGUGUGAAACUGCAGAACCUAACCAAAAGAGUGCAACUCCACUAACGACGUUAGAUAACGACGCUAACGAAACAGAACAGAGUGACGGGUUCUACACCACACGAGGCGAAACAGAUGGACAUGGUGUUUCUCAGCAAAAAUGGAAAGACAGUGUUAAACAGCAUGAAGAGAAACAGAUAAAUGAAGAUAAUUACGACAUGUAUGAAGAAAAAGAGGCAGUUGAAGAUUACCUUGGCAGUACAGGCAGCCCAACAGUAAGUAUCUUAACUUCUGGUUAUGGAACCUACAGACCAGACUCGCCCAGAGACGAGCUGGACUAUAGAGACGACUGUACUCUGACUGGACUGGAAGAAGACGACUGCGAGUACCGCAGUGUUGUCGACUGUGAGGACGACUACUGCCAGUCUGUGAAUGAACACAGUGGUUUAUUGGAAACAUCUGAGCAUCCGAUUCCGUCUCUCUCUCUUCAGCGAAUUGACCAUUCUGUUGAUCACUGUGACUCCAGUAAAGAAGAGACUGUACAGAACACUGGUGAUGGCCGAGGUGAACCUACUGAGAACAGACUCGGAUCUCAUGGCCUAUGUAAUGAGAGGGAUCUGGAGUUAGAUUUCGCUGCAGAAAGUGUUGAGCAGAUGAGUGGCAUUCCUUCACAAGUUUUAGAGGUAGGCGACCGUGACGCGGCUGAAGGUAGCGACCGCAGCGAGGCAAGCACAGUGUAUCAGGAUUAUCACCACCCCUUUAACCUGAGACUCAGUAAAAGCAGGACUGUAUUUGAGCACAGAAAUGAACACCGACAUGAGGGAGAGGAGUCAAGGAAGCCAAAGAAAGUAAAAUCACACAGUUUAAAAUAUGAGUCUGUGAGUAUGCUGGAGGAGCGUUUGGACCAGCUGAGGGUGUCUGCUGGUGGUGGGAGUGGUGAGACGGAGAGUGAGGAGACAUACAGCGACAGCGACAGACAAAGCUCAGCAACAGUAGAAUUACCCAGUGCCUUCGAGGCCUACAUGAAGGGCAUGAAACGAUCCCGCAGUGAAAAUGACAUCAGGCAGCAGCCCAAAGCCUUUAUUCGUCCAGCCAUGGAUCACCCACAUACAAGGAACUUGAAAAAAAAUGAUCCUGUUGCAAAGUAUUUUCAGUACAAGCAAGACUGGGAGAUGUUUAAGCCGCCUGGAGAGAAAAACAGGAAGGAGCUGCACUGGGCCAUCAGGGAGCAGCUUAUGUAUCAGCCACCACCGCCAAAGCCACAGAGAACCUACGUGCCCAAUACCUACGUGGUGCCUACAGAAAAGAAGCGUUCAGCGUUGAGAUGGGCAGUGCGACAUGAUUUGGCAAACGGCCUCAUUCCAGCAAAAAUCACUUACCCUUGACAUGAUGUCUUUUUGUGGUUGUUUUUAUUUAUUAUUGUGCAUCAUUUCCUGUCCCCUCAACUGUAUUUGAAAUAAAUGCCAGGUAACUGCA
This is a messenger RNA of Astyanax mexicanus (Mexican tetra), 2784 nucleotides long. It is a transcript of the gene hyls1, whose product is annotated as HYLS1 centriolar and ciliogenesis associated. Lineage: Eukaryota; Metazoa; Chordata; Actinopteri; Characiformes; Acestrorhamphidae. The record is from RefSeq and is a predicted model, not a curated record. Gene Ontology annotation, cellular component: non-motile cilium; centriole. The transcript has 7 exons. Gene Ontology annotation, biological process: cilium assembly. Bases 282 to 2693 code for a protein of 803 amino acids.